Messenger RNA from Ilex paraguariensis (yerba mate), 363 nucleotides. The record is from the annotation of a GenBank genome assembly. NCBI's taxonomy places the organism in Eukaryota, Viridiplantae, Streptophyta, Magnoliopsida, Aquifoliales, Aquifoliaceae.
AUGGGGAAAAUUAGUGGUUGGUGUGAGUUUAUUGGGUAUAUAGGAAGUAUUAGUUUGAAAUUUAGGAAUUUGAGGAGGAUUGGUGAAGAUGAGGCGAGUUUGACAGCGAGCAUUGAAAUUGCGGUGGCCAGAGGUAUUGGGUGUGGAGAGGAAGAGGAAAAGUUGAGGAAAUUGGGAGAGAAGAAGACGAUGAAGAGGCUUUCUACUGUGCAAGAUUUAGCCGAUGGUUUAAUGGCUUUGGCCGAUAUUCGAGACGGAAAGGGACGGCCAAAGCCACAAACAAUGAAACGCCGUUUACUAAUUGAGGCACACUGCUGUUUUUUUAAAAACAAAAUAAUUUUGAUCAUAAGGGAGGGACCAUGA